Messenger RNA from Gasterosteus aculeatus aculeatus (three-spined stickleback), 1220 nucleotides. It is a transcript of the gene pop7, whose product is annotated as POP7 homolog, ribonuclease P/MRP subunit. Gene Ontology annotation, biological process: tRNA 5'-leader removal. Gene Ontology annotation, molecular function: nucleic acid binding. Lineage: Eukaryota; Metazoa; Chordata; Actinopteri; Perciformes; Gasterosteidae. The record is from RefSeq and is a predicted model, not a curated record. Gene Ontology annotation, cellular component: ribonuclease MRP complex; nucleolar ribonuclease P complex; nucleus.
UUAAGGAGAGUGGCAGAGGUCAUUUACUUCCGGGGCGCACGGAAAAUAAACAGCUAGCGGUAGUUGGCUAAAGCCAAUGCUACUGUUUCACAAAUGCGUGUAACUCGUCUUAGGUCUAUAUCGAUGAUGUAAGGCGUAUUUAUUGACUAGAAAUCAUCUUCUGGAGCUUGCUCGUUUGGCCCCAUCUGCUGUCCUAAAGCUCAUAUCUACACGCUGGAAACAUGACAGAGCCACGCAGCUCAGGAAUGACCUCUCCGCCUCAGACAGCCCCCGUGCACGCUGACUCCGCCCCUCCGGCCGCAGACAUGGACCCAGUGGAGUACACCCUUAGGAAGCGCCUCCCCCGGAAACUACCGAAGAGACGGAACGACGUCUACGUCAACAUGAAGACGGAUUUCCGCGCUCAGCUGGCACGCUGUCAGAAGCUGCUGGACGGUGGGGGUCACAGGGAGAUCUGCGUCCACGGCCUGGGCCUGGCCAUCAACAGGGCCAUCAACAUCGCCCUUCAACUGCAGGCCAGCAGCCAGGGGGCGCUGCAGCUGGCUGCCAACACCUCCACGGUGGAGCUAGUGGACGACCUCGAGCCAGAAGAUCCCGACGAGGCCGGCGAGCCAAUGACGCGCACCCGCAACAACUCGGCCAUUCAUAUCAAGGUCUUCUACCCUGAUGCUCAGUGAGCUGAAUAGAAGUCCUUCUUGUUUCCUCGUGAAUAUAACAUUGUCAGAAGGCGGGACUGUGUGCAUGUGUUUGGACACCUCUGAGGACAGCAGCAGGAGACUGCCGAAUGGACAACGUGUUGGUUGAAUGCCCAUUUAACUGUGUUGUAAUACUCUAGUCUGUAAAACCUCUCUUGACUAAACAUAUUGAGCAUGUUGAAUUGUUGCUGUCAUUUAUUUUUUUUACUUUGCAAGUCGUCUAGCAGCAGAGGUGUUUGUCAGGUGAACCCUCGCGUAUUUAACUACUUGUAGACAUGGCUGUGUUAAAUUUAAAGGGACUGUUCAAGUGUUAAUGUUAGAAAAGCUGAAGAAUACAAAGCUUUUACUUUCAAACAAGUUGUAGUAGUAAAUGUCCACUAGAUGUCACCACUGUAAAUCAAUUUAAAUUUGGUUUUCAGAACACUGAACUGCUGGUGGUGUUAAUCUUUAUGUAUGUAAUGGACCGUUUUGGGGAAAACUGUGUAUUUGAUUUCUUGACUAAAAAUAAAUUGUACAUUCAAUGUG